Messenger RNA from Lampris incognitus (smalleye Pacific opah), 2484 nucleotides. Its product is annotated as adhesive plaque matrix protein-like. Bases 1 to 2484 code for a protein of 827 amino acids. The transcript is spliced from 2 exons. NCBI's taxonomy places the organism in Eukaryota, Metazoa, Chordata, Actinopteri, Lampriformes, Lampridae. The record is from RefSeq and is a predicted model, not a curated record.
AUGACGAAGCACAUAGUGGUCGAAGUAGACCAACAACCCACAGUCCAAACCCUCGGUACCCCAGACCCACAGUUCAAACCCUCGGUACCCCAGACCCACAGUCCAAACCCUCGGUACGCCAGACCCUCAGUUCAAACCCUCGGUACCCCAGACCCACAGUCCAAACCCUCGGUACCCCAGACCCACAGUUCAAACCCUCGGUACCCCAGACCCACAGUUCAAACCCUCGGUACCCCAGACCCACAGUCCAAACCCUCGGUACGCCAGACCCUCAGUUCAAACCCUCGGUACCCUAGACCCACAGUCCAAACCCUCGGUACACCAGACCCACAGUUCAAACCCUCGGUACCCCAGACCCACAGUCCAAACCCUCGGUACGCCAGACCCACAGUUCAAACCCUCGGUACCCCAGACCCACAGUCCAAACCCUCGGUACCCCAGACCCACAGUUCAAACCCUCGGUACCCCAGACCCACAGUCCAAACCCUCGGUACCCCAGACCCACAGUUCAAACCCUCGGUACCCCAGACCCACAGUCCAAACCCUCGGUACCCCAGACCCACAGUUCAAACCCUCGGUACCCCAGACCCACAGUCCAAACCCUCGGUACCCCAGACCCACAGUCCAAACCCUCGGUACCCCAGACCCACAGUUCAAACCCUCGGUACCCCAGACCCACAGUCCAAACCCUCGGUACCCCAGACCCACAGUUCAAACCCUCGGUACCCCAGACCCACAGUUCAAACCCUCGGUACGCCAGACCCUCAGUUCAAACCCUCGGUACCCCAGACCCACAGUCCAAACCCUCGGUACGCCAGACCCUCAGUUCAAACCCUCGGUACCCUAGACCCACAGUUCAAACCCUCGGUACCCCAGACCCACAGUUCAAACUCUCGGUACCCUAGACCCACAGUUCAAACCCUCGGUACCCCAGACCCACAGUCCAAACCCUCGGUACCCCAGACCCACAGUUCAAACCCUCGGUACGCCAGACCCACAGUUCAAACCCUCGGUACCCCAGACCCACAGUUCAAACCCUCGGUACGCCAGACCCUCAGUUCAAACCCUCGGUACCCCAGACCCACAGUUCAAACCCUCGGUACCCCAGACCCUCAGUUCAAACCCUCGGUACCCCAGACCCACAGUCCAAACCCUCGGUACCCCAGACCCCCAGUUCAAACCCUCGGUACCCCAGACCCCCAGUUCAAACCCUCGGUACCCCAGACCCACAGUCCAAACCCUCGGUACGCCAGACCCUCAGUUCAAACCCUCGGUACCCUAGACCCACAGUUCAAACCCUCGGUACCCCAGACCCACAGUUCAAACCCUCGGUACCCUAGACCCACAGUUCAAACCCUCGGUACCCCAGACCCACAGUCCAUACCCUCGGUACCCCAGACCCACAGUUCAAACUCUCGGUACGCCAGACCCACAGUUCAAAUCCUCGGUACCCCAGACCCACAGUUCAAACCCUCGGUACCCCAGACCCACAGUCCAAACCCUCGGUACGCCAGACCCACAGUUCAAACCCUCGGUACCCCAGACCCACAGUUCAAACCCUCGGUACCCCAGACCCACAGUCCAAACCCUCGGUACGCCAGACCCACAGUUCAAAUCCUCGGUGCCCCAGACCCACAGUUCAAACCCUCGGUACCCCAGACCCACAGUCCAAACCCUCGGUACCCCAGACCCACAGUCCAAACCCUCGGUACGCCAGACCCACAGUUCAAAUCCUCGGUGCCCCAGACCCACAGUUCAAACCCUCGGUACCCCAGACCCACAGUCCAAACCCUCGGUACCCCAGACCCACAGUUCAAAUCCUCGGUGCCCCAGACCCACAGUUCAAACCCUCGGUACCCCAGACCCACAGUUCAAACCCUCGGUACCCCAGACCCACAGUCCAAACCCUCGGUACCCCAGACCCUCAGUUCAAACCCUCGGUACCCCAGACCCACAGUCCAAACCCUCGGUACCCCAGACCCACAGUUCAAACCCUCGGUACCCCAGACCCACAGUUCAAACCCUCGGUACCCCAGACCCACAGUUCAAACCCUCGGUACCCCAGACCCACAGUCCAAACCCUCGGUACGCCAGACCCACAGUUCAAAUCCUCGGUGCCCCAGACCCACAGUUCAAACCCUCGGUACCCCAGACCCACAGUUCAAACCCUCGGUACCCCAGACCCACAGUCCAAACCCUCGGUACCCCAGACCCACAGUUCAAAUCCUCGGUGCCCCAGACCCACAGUUCAAACCCUCGGUACCCCAGACCCACAGUUCAAACCCUCGGUACCCCAGACCCACAGUCCAAACCCUCGGUACCCCAGACCCACAGUUCAAAUCCUCGGUGCCCCAGACCCACAGUUCAAACCCUCGGUACCCCAGACCCACAGUUCAAACCCUCGGUACCCCAGGAGCUGGGGGUCUGGUGGAACCAGGAACACCUCACAUUGAUUGUCUGGUUAUGUUUGGGAAUUUUCCUUGA